Molecule: messenger RNA, 1437 nt
Organism: Rotaria sordida
Lineage: Eukaryota; Metazoa; Rotifera; Eurotatoria; Philodinida; Philodinidae
Source: the annotation of a GenBank genome assembly
AUGGCUAAAACUCGCCAUCAUAUGCGUUCAAUAACUGGAUCUACACAAAUUAAUACAUAUUCUCCAUAUGGUAACAAUAGAAAUGGUGAAUUUCCAUCAUCAAAUAGUGAUCCAUCAGCAGCUAAUGUUAAUGUAUCAUUUGGUAAAAAUGAAAAAAAAAAUUUAACUCCAUAUGAAAAACUUUUAUAUGAUUUACAAUAUGAUACACAUUUUAAAGUAGAAGAAAAAGCUGGUCGACUUAUUGGAUUUUAUCGUAUUUACAAAGACAUUGGUUUGGGUAAUUUUUCACGAGUUAAACUUGGUGUGCAUCUACUUGCUAAAGAAGAAGUAGCUAUUAAAAUUCUUGAUAAAACCAAAUUAGACAAUAAAACUCAACGUUUACUUUUACGUGAAAUAACUUCAAUGGAAAAUUUAUAUCAUCCAAAUAUAAUACGUUUAUAUGAAGUUAUUGAAACACCAAAUGCAAUUCAUAUUGUUACUGAAUAUGCACCCGGUGGUGAUCUUUAUACACACAUAACCUCGGAAGGAAAAAUUCCUGAAGAUAAAGCUAAACAUAUAUUUGCUCAGAUAACUGCUGCUGUUGAUCAUAUGCAUAGUAAAAAUAUUAUUCAUCGUGAUAUAAAAAGUGAAAAUGUCUUUUUUGUUAAAGAACAUCUUAUAAAAAUCGGUGAUUUUGGUUUUAGUACAUAUUCAGAAAAAAAUCAACCAUUAACAACAUUUUGUGGUAGUCCACCAUAUGCAGCUCCAGAAUUAUAUCGAGAUGAAAAUUAUAUUGGAAUUUAUGUUGAUAUAUGGGCUAUGGGUAUAACACUUUUUUUUAUGGUUACUGGUUUAAUGCCAUUUCGAGCUGAAAAUAUGGGAAAAUUAAAAAAAUCUAUUAUUGAUGGUCAUUAUUCUAUACCAGGAUCUGUUUCAUAUCAAUGUCAAGAACUUAUAAAUGGACUUCUCAAUCAUGAAAUAACUGAACGUUGGUCAAUUAAACAAAUUCGUUCAUGUUCAUGGCUUGCUCAUCAAAGUUUUCCUAAAGAAUUUAAUCCAUUUUCAAUGAAUAUAAAUAAUUAUUACACAUCUUCAAAUGUAACUAAAAUAUCUACAUCAAUACCAACAAAAUCUUCUAUUGAAUAUGAAACAUAUUUAAGAUUACAAAAAUUAGGUAUUACAUCUGAAUAUUUACAAGUAAUGAAUAAAAAUUCUGAUGAUAAAAAUUUUUCUAAUUUUGAUAUGAUUAAUGGAACAUAUAGAAUUCUAUUACAUCGUUUACAAAAACAAUCAAAUGUUCUUGAACGUGAUGAUAUGUAUGCAGAAAAAUUCAAUGAAGAUUUUCCUUCAUUACAAAAUCAUAUGAUGACUUCAUAUAGAAGAACCGGUGAACGAAAGAGUAAACAAAAUUUAAAUCAAUCUCAAACACACAAUGCCAAAGUAUGCAUUAUAUUAUAA